CUAAAGUCAGGCGCAGCGCGCUCCCGCGCUUACCACAGAUGUCAUCUUGAACGUGUUAUGAAAAUUAUGGUUUGCAAUGCAAAUUUGGUCACCGAAGACGAUACAAAUAAUAAUAAUAAUAUUUUGAGAUCCCAUUUUAUCCUCAACACGACGAACUUUUGGCUGGUUUUGAAGGAAACGAGCUCAUGGGUUCCGGUGACGAACUGCUUUUUCGCUGUCAGGAAAGUCGUUGGGCUCUAGCAUCUGCUGUUUAUCAUCAUCUUUACGAGAAUGCUUGGAGUAAUGUCGCCUCAAGAUCUCAUCUGCCGUUUAAUAUCACCCAGAUAACAUCAACUAACCUCGGGAAGGAUAUUUUUUCGCUACUUUCGCGGGUUUUUAAGUUGUCGUGCAAGUAGCAGACAUCAACGGAAAGGGGAAUUUGUUCGCGAAGUUUAAGAGCGCGCACCGCUUCUUUUGUCCACAUGAUCGACGACUGGAUUUCUAUGCAAUAAUCUUGAUACGUUUUUCAAUUUUAGUUUAGUCAAGUGGAUGCAAGAAGGCUGCUUUCACAGUCACAUGCCUUUAUUCAUAAACAUUUGUCGCAAAAUAAUGCGGAGAUUGUCCGAGCAACGAGCUGAGGGCUCGUUUCAUUUUUCAUGUGUUUAGACAAAAUUACCACACGCAGGUGUUGGAUUAAUGAACACGUAUGGACUGUUUAUAAGGUCGCAUUUCGCUAGAAAGGUGAACACUGGCCAUUCGUGCCCUGAACUGGCAAGAAACAUCGACAGGAGGAAAGAAAUCUGCAAACCUAGCAGGAAAAGAAGCCAUCAAAAUCACGGAACUCGCUUCGUCCUUUCCCUCCAGUCUGCUAUACAGUGUGAAAGCACCUGUAGUAUUAUUAUAAGACAUUCUUAACUACUGGAUCGCAAGUUUAUUGUUCAGAUGUGCUUAUUUUAUACUUUCCAUACAAUAUUCAUGUCGUUUUCAAAAAGCUACAAUGACAGAGCGACGGACGUUUACCUUUUUUAGAUAAAGUAUUAGGCAAGGUGCGAAUGGAUAUUGUUUUAUCGCUUUUUGAAAUGUCAAUAUUUCAGUCAUAGUUGCCUACUGUUACGCCUGCUGUGUGUAAAGGAGGUCUUUUCGCUGCUUUAAGGAAUACGUUUUAUUCCUGGAGUAUAAACUCAUGGGUGAUAUGGGAGACCCUGAGGGGUCCGCGCACCUGGAAGCGCUUUAGCAAUGGCAGUGGCCUGUCCACUUUGCUCCGCAGGUGGAGAGGAUAUCUGCGGACAUUCAUAUUAAUUUAACUGUGAAAACAACGUUUCUCCAUACAUUAUACACCGAGUUCCUUGAGAGGGCAUUGGAAGUGGAGUGGAGUGACCUCAUCUGCAGGUGGAAGGUCACCUGUACUUAACCGAAAGCACAGGCCACUGACGGGUGACACUAGAGGACAGUGUGUGUGAGGACCUCCAAACCUGAACACGGAACAAGAGCACACACAUUCACUCUGUCAAAAUGAAUGAGAGACAGGCUCUCCACUCAAUUAUGAAGGAUCUGGUGGCCCUGCAGAUGACCAGGCGCCAGCCUGCGUCAACUUACGACACGGCAAAACCAAAACCUGUCAGCACUGCCAGCUCAUCCGACAGAAAGGAUGAUGUCAGGAUUAAGUUUGAGUUCUGUGGUGAAAAAAGGAUUCUGAUGUUUGGGCGGCCUGUGCAAUUUGAGGAAAUCCAGCAGAAAGUCAAAACAUUCUUUGGUCAGCAGUUGGACUUGCAUUAUAUGAAUAAUGAGCUGUCUAUCCCCCUGCGUAGUCAGGAUGACUUGGAUAAAGCCAUUGAUCUGCUGGACCGCAGCUUAAACAUGAAGAGCAUCAAGAUCUUGCUGCUGACACAGGAACAAAGCAAUGCCUCUUCUCCAUCUCAUCACACAGUGUGUAAGCAGGUUCGUAUCAAAACUUCACAGUCCACUGGUGAUGUCAGCACUGCCUACCAGUCCUCAGAACCAAGAGGACGCCACCACUCUACCAGCUCUCAAAACACUGGGCGAAGUUCUCCGCCCCCUGGUUAUGUUCCUGAGCGUCAACAGCGAAUUGCACGUCAGGGAUCCUACACCAGCAUUAAUAGUGAGGGGGAGUUCAUACCUGAAACCAGCGAUCAGUGUGUGCUUGAUCCUUGGAGCAGUGCUGAAAACUCCGUGUCUGGCAGCUGUCAAUCCCUGGACAGCAACUCUGACAGCCCCUCACUCAGGAAGCAGCGCACACACAGGGUUAAGAGUUACUCUGACAACCGGCAAGACUGUGCAGACCGGGAAAACCACGUAUAUGAUAAGGUUGUGGGAAAGGGAGGGACGUACCCUCGGAGGUAUCACGUGUCCCUGCACCAUAAAGACCACAGUGAAGGUCGACGGACGUUUCCACGGAUCCGCCGGCCCCAAGGUAACCUAUUUACGUUGGUGCCGUCACGCCGAUCCCUGAACGGUAGUGAGGAGAGUUUGGGGAGCUGGCAGCUGGUUGAUGCACAGGCCAGACUCCGCCCACAGGACCGUGCAGUCCCUUAUAAGUCCCCUACAGCUCCAGUGACAUGGCGUAGAGGGAAAUUGCUGGGUCAGGGUGCUUUUGGGAGGGUGUAUCUAUGCUAUGAUGUAGACACAGGCAGAGAACUUGCAGCUAAACAGGUUCAUUUUGACCCUGCCAGUCCAGAGACCAGCAAGGAGGUAAGCGCACUAGAGUGUGAGAUACAGCUGUUGAAGAACCUGCACCACGAACGAAUCGUGCAGUACUACGGUUGCCUUAGAAACCACAAUGAGAAAACCCUCACCAUUUUUAUGGAAUAUAUGCCAGGGGGCUCAGUCAAAGACCAGCUGAAGGCCUAUGGGGCUUUGACAGAGAAUGUUACACGCAAGUAUACCAGACAGAUCCUGGAGGGCAUGUCCUACCUUCACAGCAACAUGAUAGUCCACAGGGACAUCAAAGGUGCCAACAUCCUACGAGAUUCAGCCGGCAAUGUGAAGCUGGGAGAUUUUGGUGCCAGUAAACGGCUUCAAACUAUUUGCAUUUCCAGCACUGGGGUGCGUUCUGUAACUGGAACACCAUACUGGAUGAGUCCAGAGGUUAUCAGUGGAGAGGGGUACGGGAGGAAGGCAGAUGUCUGGAGUCUCGGCUGCACUGUGGUGGAGAUGUUGACAGAAAAGCCUCCGUGGGCUGAAUUUGAGGCCAUGGCAGCCAUAUUUAAGAUCGCUACUCAGCCUACCAACCCCCAGCUUCCCUCUCACAUAUCUGAGCACACGCGAGACUUCCUCCGCAGCAUCUUUGUGGAGGCCAAAUACCGACCGAGCGCAGAGGAGCUGCUCAGACAUCCAUUCUCCCAGAUCUUGUGCUGAUGAGGCCCGCCAUCCAGAAGAACCAGUUCCCCUGUUGAGAACAUUUUAAGAGCUGUUCGAAGACUAAAGUCGUGAUAAGCUCAGUACAGGAUAUCAAAGGCAAUCUACACUUUCAGAGUAUGUGAACCGACAGCAACCAAUCAGCUGUUUGAGCAGGAUGAGGUCACAAAACUGGUUUGUUCUACAACAGUUUGAUGAGAUAUGAAGUCUCUGUAACAGCAGGGGGCGGUGCAGGAUUCUUAAGUGCAGUAACACUUUUAUUUCAGGAACAAAUAGAUUGACUGUGUCAUUUAACAGGAUGUGCAGAUGCAACAAAUACAAUACUGUUUGAAAUUGGACUUUAGGGUAACUGAGCCGCUUCAAACUUGACUCUUUGGAAUUUAGAAUUCCGUUCAGAAUUUAAUUCUAGCACACUACUUACUGAAUACUGCACAGUAUACACUGUAUACUGCCUACUAUUUCUUUUUAGUAGUCAGUGAAACUGUAGAUAAGCUGUUUUACAAACUGUGUAUGCUACACUGUUUGUCACAUGACCUAAUUAUGUUGAAUGUUUAAUUCAACAUGUGGCAUGCAGUUAUAAUAUUGGACAAAAAAAACAACAAAAAAAAAAAAACAGUUAUUUUGCAUCUUUAAUCAAAUUUUGUGCAAAAAUGUCAUUUAACAGCUGAUAGUACUUUUUCAGGUAGGUUAAUUUAUCACAUUGAAAGUGGAAAGUCAAGUCAGGAGCACUGCAGUAUGGGAUACAGUAUUCCAUUCAGUAAGUACUUUUAUUAAAGCACAAAAGUAAGGAUAGUAAGGUAGUAUGCUAUUUUGAACAUGGCAUCUGUUGUACAGUGCACAUUGUGGCAAAUUUAGUGGGUCAUCUGGGUAUUCAGUGCAUACAGAAAAUUAGCAAACUGUGCAUAGAGUGCAUUCUAGUAUAUACUGCAGCAAAAGUAAAAGUGGUAAGCUAGUAUGCUAUUCCGAACAUGCCUUCAUUACAUUAACCAUCAAAUGUGCCUUCUAAAGCCAACAGAGUCAAUUCCAAUAACCCUUAAAUGAGUGUGCAGACAUCAAGUAUGUCUCCUAAUAAUUAAUGUUUCAUACAGUCCACCCCAGAUUUAUAAGGUUUUACAUCAUAUUUCCUCUUCCAUACAGAAGUCACAGCACUUCUAUGACUCCAGGCACUUAGUGUUAAAGGAAAUGUUAUAGUUGUGUCUUGGUUUGUUCCUGCCUUAAUGAGUGUGCAUGAAAGGUCCUGCACAAGUCAGCCUCACUUAAGGUAUGAGGUUUGUAUUUAUGUGUCACUGGGCAUCUUUGCUUCUGAAAAGGGUUAAUCUGGUACAUUUUGAAAACUGCCAGGCUUGCUCUGAGGUAAGUUGCUCUUCACAGAAUUGCACUUCCUUGAAUAAUCAUUAGUAUUUUAGUCUGUGACAGAAUAUGGUCAUUUUUGGCUUAACGUCAAAAAGUGUUAUAAUGAUAAAGUUCUCAGACUUCAGAAAAAGUUUUGUACCAUUAUAGUGCCUUAUAUUGCACUGUGGCCUCCUCCUAGAGAGAGUGAACUAGUAAAGUACUUAAGAUGCAGCUAAUCUCACUAAUAAUAUUCCCAUGAGAAGAUUCCCAUGGUGAAAUUUUAGAUUGGGAUUCUUGUAGGUAUUUUGUUAUCAAACGGAUUAUUUUGGGUGUGGUGAGUUAUUGAGAACACGUUUGGAUGUUUUCUAUCAAACGUUUGAACAAACUAUCGAUAUUAAGAAAGUGUUGUGCCUUAAACAUCGUAUGGCAGUAUAAUGUGCUCUUUUAAAUCAGAUGCACUUUUGUUAAAUGAAUGUUAAAUUUACCAAAUUUUUAAUUUGUUACACAGAAUGUGAAGCCUUGUUCACUUUUAUUUAUAUCCCAAUGUUCAGCCUUAUAUAUAUAUGUAUGUGUAUGUGUGUGUGUGUGUGUGUGUGUGUGUGGAAAUCUAUUUUUAUAUAGUGACUCGAGCAUUUGAAAUUGAAUUAUGCUUUUAGGAACAGAAGAUGAGUCACUGUUGGUAGAAACAAAAAUAAUUGUAAAAGCAGCUGGUUUUGCAGAGACUACAACAUGAUUUUUUUUACAUGUGUUUAUUUUUGGCUGUUUAUGCUGUGCCUGACCUGUGCAAGUUAUAAUCCCUCUGUACUCUCUGCUUUUCCCCCAAGGAAAUGUCAGCGAAUUUGAUGCAAAUGGGGUUUUGGUGCAGAUUGUAAUGUUGUUGCUGUAAGUGACCAGUACCUUGAAUCAAACUUUCUAAAAUACUGUAAGUGCAUUAUUCUCAGACAUACAUGUACUCACUUGUUGCAUCUUAGGAUAGACUUGCACAGACGUUGCCUUUGUUAGGCUAUUCGGUGUCAAUAUAGGAGGAAUAAGAAAAGUGUAAAAGAAAGGUUCAAUUUUUAUGUUGAAGGGAUAGUUCUCCCAAAAAUGAAAAUUCUUUCAUCAUUGGGUGAGUAAAUGGACACAACUUUCAUUUUUCUUUUUUCUUUUUUUUUUUUUUUUUUUUUGUGAAUACAUUAUUAUAUAGAAUGUGAGUACAUGGGACUUUGCAUUUGUGUGAACUGGGAAAAGUGUGUGAAAAGGCACUAAGUUUCUUUGGGAGUGCGUUAAGAGGUAUUGCUUAAGCAAGAUGGUAGGUCGAUGCCGGGGGCAAAUUUCCACUCAGUUUGACGACUUUGUUUAGCUCAGGGUUUGAGUGACAGGUGUCCAUCACACGAGCACACCAACACUGACCACAGGACCGGUUGUCCUCUUUUUUUCCUUUCUUUUUUUUAAUUAUUAUUUAUAUAUAUAUAUAUAUAUAUAUAUAAGUAUUUUGGCCUCCUCAAAACAGUAACAAAUGGAUCGGGUGAGAUCUCAAAUAGCUGCUAGUUAUUGUUAAGGCAGCUAUGAAUCAGUAUUGUACCAAAGGUCCUGUCUCAGAGAAAUGGCACAGUAAGCAUAAUUUCAAAGAACCCUGGGAUAAGCAAAUGAAUAUGAACCAAUAGGUUAAAUAUACAAUAUAUGAUUAUGGUUAUGUAUCUUGACAUGAGACUUGCAGUGCAAAGUCCAGUGUAUCAAAUAUUUUCAAAUAAAAUAAUAU
This is a messenger RNA of Myxocyprinus asiaticus (Chinese sucker), 6427 nucleotides long. RefSeq names its product mitogen-activated protein kinase kinase kinase 3 (gene map3k3). The transcript has 17 exons. NCBI's taxonomy places the organism in Eukaryota, Metazoa, Chordata, Actinopteri, Cypriniformes, Catostomidae. Gene Ontology annotation, biological process: protein phosphorylation. Gene Ontology annotation, molecular function: ATP binding; protein kinase activity; protein binding. The coding region runs from base 1492 to 3354 and encodes 620 amino acids. The record is from RefSeq and is a predicted model, not a curated record.